Molecule: messenger RNA, 1254 nt
Organism: Coregonus clupeaformis (lake whitefish)
Lineage: Eukaryota; Metazoa; Chordata; Actinopteri; Salmoniformes; Salmonidae
Product: zinc finger protein 271-like
Exons: 3
Coding region: 1-1254 (417 amino acids)
Biological process (GO): regulation of transcription by RNA polymerase II
Molecular function (GO): DNA-binding transcription factor activity, RNA polymerase II-specific; RNA polymerase II cis-regulatory region sequence-specific DNA binding
Source: RefSeq, a predicted model, not a curated record
AUGACGGCUCUGACAGUUCAUCAGAGAGUGCACACAGGGGAUAAGCCUUACUCCUGCUCUGACUGUGGGGCGAGUUUCUCUCGACAGUACAGUUUAAAAUUACACCAACGGAUACACACAGGAGAGAAGCCUUACUCCUGCUCUGACUGUGGGAAGAGCUUCACAACAUCAGGGGCUCUGACAAUUCAUCAGAGAAUACACACAGGAGAGAAGCCUUACUCCUGCUCUGACUGUGGGAAGAGCUUCAGAACAUCAGGGGCUCUGACAAGUCACCAACGGAUACACACAGGAGAGAAGCCUUACUCCUGCUCUGACUGUGUGAAGAGCUUCACAACAUCAGGGGCUCUGACAAUUCAUCAGAGAGUGCACACUGGAGAGAAGCCUUACUUCUGCCCUGACUGUGUAAAAUGCUUCACAACAUCAGCUGAGCUAAAAGUUCAUCAGAGAAUACACACAGGAGAGAAGCCUUACUCCUGCUCUGACUGUGGGGCGAGUUUCUCUCGACAGUACAGCUUAAAAUUACACCAACGGCUACACACAGGAGAGAAGCCUUACUCCUGCUCUGACUGUGGGAAGUGCUUCAAAACAUCAGGGGCUCUGACUAUUCAUCAGAGAGUGCACACUGGAGAGAAGCCUUACUUCUGUUCUGACUGUGUAAAAUGCUUCAUAACAUCAACUGAGCUAAAAGUUCAUCAGAGAAGACACACAGGACAGAAGACUUCCUCCUGCUUUGACUGUGGGAAGAGUUUCUCUCGACAGUACAGCUUAAAAUUACACCAACGGAUACACACAGGAGAGAAGCCUUACUCCUGCUCUGACUGUGGGAAGAGCUUCACAACAUCAGGGGCUCUGACAAUUCAUCAGAGAGUGCACACUGGAGAGAAGCCUUACUUCUGCCCUGACUGUGUAAAAUGCUUCACAACAUCAGCUGAGCUAAAAGUUCAUCAGAGAAUACACACAGGAGAGAAGCCUUACUCCUGCUCUGACUGUGGGAAGAGCUUCAGAACAUCAGGGGCUCUGACAAUUCAUCAGAGUGUGCACACUGGAGAGAAGCCUUACUUCUGCUCUGUCUGUGGGACGGGUUUCUCCAAACUUGGCAACUUAAAAUCCCACGAACAGAUACACACAGGAGAGAAGCCUUACUCCUGCUCUGACUGUGGCAAGAGGUUCUCCCGAUUGGGCCAUUUAAAACGACACCAAUGUAUACAUAAAGGAGAAAAGCCUCAUCAGUUCUCUCAGACCAGCAAAGAUUAG